Messenger RNA from Parasteatoda tepidariorum (common house spider), 1643 nucleotides. RefSeq names its product 4-hydroxyphenylpyruvate dioxygenase (gene Hpd). The record is from RefSeq and is a predicted model, not a curated record. Gene Ontology annotation, biological process: L-tyrosine catabolic process. Gene Ontology annotation, molecular function: 4-hydroxyphenylpyruvate dioxygenase activity. Lineage: Eukaryota; Metazoa; Arthropoda; Arachnida; Araneae; Theridiidae. Gene Ontology annotation, cellular component: Golgi membrane; endoplasmic reticulum membrane.
UUUGUAUACAUCUCUGUCAGAUUUUAGUGAAAUCUUAGCCAACGCUGAUAUUGGUCAAGUAAGUUGAUAAGAUGUAUUUCUUGAUAGAUGAGAUUUCUUUGGCGUGAUGUUUUCUUUCCUUUUUUUAAACAAGGAAGGCUGGUAUUUAGAUAAAUUGCAAGAUAUUUGAUGCAAAGCAUUUGAGUAAAACUGUUGCAUAGAUCGAACUCCAGGGAUUUUCAUUAAACAUAAUGACGACCUAUACAGACAAAGGGCCAAAGCCUGAUAAAGGAAGGUUCUUACACUUUGACCAUCUUACUUUUUGGGUAGGAAAUGCAAAACAGGCUGCUUCGUACUACUGUUCUAAAAUGGGAUUCGAACAAUUAGCAUACAAAGGAUUAGAAACAGGCUCCCGUGAAGUUGCUGCUCAUGUUGUGAAACAAAAUAAAAUAAUUUUUGUGUUUAUUUCUCCAUAUAACCCAGGAAAUCGAGAAAUGGGGGAUCAUUUGGUGAAACAUGGUGAUGGAGUAAAAGACAUAGCGUUUUCUGUUGAAGAUUUAGAUGCAAUAGUGAAGCGCUGCAAACUUCGUGGUGGAGAAUUAGUUCGAGAUAUCUGGGAAGAAACAGAUGAAGGCGGAACCGUACGAUUUGCUACCGUAAAGACAUUUGGAGAUACCACUCAUACAUUUGCUGAUAGAUCAAAAUAUAAUGGACUUUUCUUACCAGGUUACAAACAACCACUGCUGAAAGAUAAGAGUCUUCUUAAAUUGCCUAUCACAGGAUUGGAUUUUGUGGACCACUGUGUUGGGAAUCAACCAAAUGAUGAGAUGGUACCAGUAUCUGAUUGGUAUGAGAAAAGCUUGAUGUUCCAUCGUUUCUGGUCAGUUGACGAUAAACAAAUCCACACAGAGUAUUCAGCCUUGAGGUCUAUUGUUGUAACUAAUUAUGAAGAAACAAUAAAGAUGCCUAUUAAUGAACCUGCGCCUGGGAAGAGGAAGUCACAAAUACAGGAAUAUGUAGAUUAUUACGGUGGAGCAGGUAUUCAACAUAUUGCUUUAAAUACGAAGGAUAUCAUCAAGGCAAUUUCGAAUCUUCGAGAGAGAGGAAUGGAGUUUCUUACCAUCCCUGCUACUUAUUAUAAGACUCUGAAAGAAAACUUAAAGUCAGCUAAAAUAAAAAUUGCAGAAGACAUGGAUAUACUUCAAAAAUUGAACAUACUGAUUGAUUAUGAUGACAAUGGCUAUCUUCUCCAAAUAUUUACGAAACCUAUGCAAGAUCGCCCUACAUUAUUUUUAGAAGUUAUUCAACGACAUAAUCACCAAGGUUUUGGAGCAGGGAACUUCAAAGCUUUAUUUGAAGCUAUUGAGCUGGACCAGGCAGAAAGAGGAAAUUUGUAAUAAUUAGAAAGCAAAUUGAUAAAAAGACAUGGAGAUAAAAUACUAUGAGAUAAAAUAGUUUUUGUAUGAUAAUGACAUUAAUGUUUUAAAUUAUCAUGACAUAAUUAAGUUACAAACAGUGAAACACUAUAAAUCAAAAAGCUUCAAUUUUAUACCCAAUUUUCUUUAAUUUAUUUAUAUGGAUAAUAUUUUUUUUUACUUUGAUGCAAAAAUUGUGAAUUUUUCUCUUGGUGUAAAAAAUUUAAAUAAAUUACGUUGUUAUCUUUA